AUGCCCAGCUAUCUCAUUCGGGCGGAUUCUGAAGAGGCUGAAAGACAACGCUCGCGCGCCCUAGAUUACGAGAGAAGCGGCUCGCUCACCACCACCACCUCCCGAUGUUUCUCGCAUUCGCUAGACCCGGACGAGCAGAGUGACGAGGACGAGGACGACGACAACGACGAUGAGGAUGAUGACGGGGAGGAAUCGUCGACCAGGAGAGCAAAGAAGGAGAAGAAUGCGGACGCAUCCAGAGAGGGCGGCGGUGCUGCCGCAACUGCCGAUGCUGGCGGAGACUCGAAGCUAUUGAUCCAGUUCAACUACAUCGAUCGUGAAACUCAAACCUUGGAUACAUCGUUUACAUCGACACGCGAGACGAUGACCGUUCCGCCAAAGCGCGCCGGCUAUUCAGACAGUGUCACUCAGUGGGAGAUCUACGACAGGUGCAUCGAGGAACAAGCGCGCUUGGAAGCGGAGAAGAAGCGGAAAGCGGCUGCCAGUGCGCGCCAGCCGGCAGGCGGAGCGCAGGCGCAGGCAGCGGCGGAACCUGAGCCACUACCGGACGAGCCAGACGAGCUUGAGAUCACGAUCAAGCUGGAGAACCUGGAGCCCAGCGGUGGUUCAGGAGGCAAGAAGAAGAAGACAGGUGGCAUAGGGGGCAAGGGUGGUGAUGAUGAUGCAAGGUGGCCAAGGUCAUGGAGCGCAUGGUCACGCAGAACGGCGUGCGCGAUCGCAUUCACGACAUGGUGUACUUUGACGAUCCGCGUGACGGCACGUCAGGCUACAAGAAGGCCGGCACGCUCAGUGCUACACCUGUGGAGCGUGAAGGGUAACUACGGGUUCGGUAUAGCGGUGAAGUCGUUCUGCCUGUGCCCGCGCUACUCGGACAUGUUCGUCGCCACCUACUGCAGCGUGGACCUGAUUGACAAGGUGGGCGAGGGGUCGGUGUGCCUGCACACGCUGAAGAACCCGGCGUUCCCCGACCACGUGAUGGACAUGGCGAGCGGCGUGAUGAGCGUGGACGUGCACCCGAAGCAGUGCCACAUGCUGUGCAUCGGAAUGCUGGACGGACGCGUGGCCGUCCUGGACGCCCGUCGGCCCAGCGCCAACGCCAUACUGUGCGAGAGCCCUGUGCUAGAGCGGCACACGGACAUGGUGUGGCAGGUGCGAUGGCAGAAAGACGACCCGCAGCGCCGUCUCAACUUCUUCAGCGUGUCGUCCGACGGCUUCAUCGCUCAGUGGACGGUGACGAAGGACGCGCUCGCACGGCGCAACAUCACCCCCAUCAUGCAGCUGAAGGACAAGGCGAAAAUCCCCAUCAUCCCCGAGCCGUGGAUGGAGCCGGAGAAACAGCUGAACUUGGCGCGUGGAAGCUGCUUUGAUUUCAUCCCCACCCUGGACAACGUGUACCUGAUAGGAACCGAGGAGGGAAUCAUACACAAGUGCUCCACGCUUUACCAGCAGAACUACAUCCGCUUAUUCCAAGCGCACAACUUCACCAUCUACGCGGUGCGUUGGAACCCAUUCCAGCCGCGUGUGUUUGCGACGUGCGGAGUGGACUGUUGCGUGAAGAUCUGGGAUGAUGAGCGGCCAGAGACGCCGCUGUUUGUAUUCGACCUGGACGACCCCGUGAUUGACUUCUGCUGGGCAUCGUACUCGUCAACCGUGUUUGUAGCUGGCACAAUGAACGGAUAUGCCCAUGUGUACGACUUGGACAUUGACAAGUACAACCCGCUGUGCAAGCAGGACGUCAUACCGUACAGCAAGAAUCACCUCACCAAGGUGCACUUCGUCCCGUCGCAGAUGCUUCUCAUUAGGGACCUUUCGCAUUUGCUACGAAUCGAAUGCAAAACGAAAGUCCCUAUUGCCGGCGACGAUCAUGGCAACAUACACACGUACAAACUCUCACCCAACCUGCGCAGGGGCGUGCGCAAGACGUCACGCCAAAGCCAGUUGCGCAAGAUGAACGAAGUCAUCGCCUGGGUGUGGGAGCCAGCCGAUAUGGCCAGUGGUAACAAGAAGAAGAACAAGAAGGGUGGCAGAGGCGGCAAAGGUAAGGGUAAGAAGAAGGCGAAACACUAG
Molecule: messenger RNA, 2067 nt
Organism: Sycon ciliatum
Lineage: Eukaryota; Metazoa; Porifera; Calcarea; Leucosolenida; Sycettidae
Product: dynein intermediate chain 2, ciliary-like
Exons: 4
Coding region: 1-2067 (688 amino acids)
Biological process (GO): outer dynein arm assembly; cilium movement
Cellular component (GO): outer dynein arm
Molecular function (GO): dynein light chain binding; dynein heavy chain binding
Source: RefSeq, a predicted model, not a curated record